ACUAGGACCCAUCGAAAGAAAGACCCAUAAAGAACCGGAAUUACCGAACCGACGAAUCAAGAUGUCAGAACCCCAUCGAUCCUUGUCGGCGUACAGAUCGGCUGAACAAGAAUCGGAAUUCGAGCCGCAGGCUCAGCAAGAGAUACAAGAUGUGGCCGACACUCCGCAGAUGAAACACGCGGGAGUAUACCCAGAAGACAGGCGGCAAGAGAUCCGUCAAGGGAAAAAGCCUAUUAAAGCAGGCACUGAGAGAAAGAUCCUAAAGUUAGAUCCGAAGAACCACUACUACCUUCGUUUUGAAGAAUCCGUAGUCCUCGAUGCUGAAGGUACGCCAACGAAGGCAGCUUCCGUAGGACUUCGAAUCUUCCUUCGAAAUCCUCAUGGAGGAGACACCGUUACUAGGCCGGAGCGCCUUGCGACCUUUUACACCGGUGAUGCUUUCUUGCGUCACGUCCAAGAUGACCCAAAGGGAUGGUUUACCCUCGUCCUUCGCGCGGCGAAGAACUACCAAGACGAACAAGAAACUAUCAUCGAACUAUCAGCACGAGUACGAGAACUACGUGCGACGCUGGCCAAGGAAACGAUGAAACCUGCCAAUGCUUCCCUCGUUAAGAGAGAGGAGAAGUAUAUAGCGAUAGAUAACAAACUAAGCCGCAUGCGAGCUCAGAGAAAUAAGUAUAAGUCUCAGCAGAAAGACCUCCAAGCCGAGAUCGCAGAACUCAAAAACAGGGUUAAAGACCUUGAGACCGAAAAGAGCCAGGUGGACCCUGUAGAGCGACGAUAUACUGGUUUCUACGAAUCUGAAGAGGAAGAUCCCGUAGAGCUGCCUCCGCUGAGGCCCCGAGCUCCAGCACCCUCCCCGGCAGUCGUCGAGUCUCGUCACACGACUCCUGGCACCAAUGCCUCAAUGUCCACUUCUACCAAGAAGCGUGCUACAAAGCCUUUCCAAUUCAAAGGCAGCGAUGAAGACAAGAAGCUAUUUGACAACUGGAAGUUCAUGGUCAACCAUUGGUUCCGCCUCGACAGUCACCUAUAUACUACCGAAGAAGCUGUAGGCUACGUUGCUUCCUGCACAGGUGAAGACGCAUUUAGUGCGAUCGAUCUUGAAGAAGUCUUU
Molecule: messenger RNA, 1117 nt
Organism: Eremomyces bilateralis CBS 781.70
Lineage: Eukaryota; Fungi; Ascomycota; Dothideomycetes; Eremomycetales; Eremomycetaceae
Exons: 2
Source: RefSeq, a predicted model, not a curated record